Molecule: messenger RNA, 6549 nt
Organism: Cantharellus anzutake
Lineage: Eukaryota; Fungi; Basidiomycota; Agaricomycetes; Cantharellales; Hydnaceae
Exons: 40
Coding region: 1-6549 (2182 amino acids)
Source: RefSeq, a predicted model, not a curated record
AUGUCGUCACAAGCUAAUCCGCGGUCGGGAGAGGACUUACUCCUUCGAAUCAAGAAUGCGUAUCGCUUGUUAGCGCUUCGCACCGAACAGGGAAGCAACGGACAUGUCGAUAAAGUCGUCAUCCCUCCGGAUUCCCUUCGAAACCUGAUGGAUGUUCUCCGUCCUGGAGCCUUUGAAUCGAUGACAAAAAUCGAUUUCGCUGCGCUCGAUGAAGUGCUACUCAAGCCCGUCGGAAUUUAUGGCAGCAGGUCUCGUAUAAUUGAGUUCCUCGAAGAAGUAAAUGCCAUCGAUGCAGCUACUGCCAGGGAUCUUCUGACGCCAUUGCCUGCCAGUGGCGUCCCUUCAGGCCCUCAUUUAGGAACGGGAAUAUAUCUAAUCCUUGAUGACCAUACCCAACGGAAGGAGGGUUCUAUGGGUCUCGAUACAGGUUUCAUGCAGCCCGCCUUCCUUCUCUAUUGGCCGGAGGAGAAUACCUGGAAUGAUAACGCAACAGGAGACAUUUGUAGGAAUCGCGCGACUUUCAUGCAUUACUUAGGCCGGCUGAGCAACCAGAUAGUCGCUCUUCUUUCCAAAGAGCACAUGGAGAGCAUUGUAUGGGAUGAUGACGCCGCGAUGGGAUCGAAUAUCGCUGAAGGGGAAGGCUUUAGCUCAGAUGAGAAUGAUGAUGACCGGGUUUUCUCGUUUACCGUCGAGAAAACCGUGGAGCAAGAAGAAAAUGUGACUGUGCAUGCAGGAUUCAAGUUUCCUAUCCAAUCCGCUUUUCCCUCUAGAGCGGAUCCAGAUCAUCAUAACGUUGAAGGAUUAGGCGAUGUAUUGAAACCACGAGUGGUGCCAGGAGAUACGCGCCAAGGCUUGCUAGUAACAGAGUAUAUCCCUCAACGAAGUACCCCAAAGAGCACUACCAGAGUCAUCAAUGGAAUUGCCCUUCGGACAGAGCUUAAAAACCGUCGCCAGUCCAUCCAGUUAGCGGACGAUCUUCAUCCUGCGGCACUUGUGAUUCUCAUUGAGAACGGGUUGAACGAGCGUUUCAAGGCCCUUUGUGAAGACUUCGAAAGAAGCGAUAAGCGCGAAAGACACAUGCUCGGUCAGGAGUUUGAGUCGCUUUGUGCCAGAGGCAAAGAGAACCUCGCUGAAGAUAUACCGAGACUGCAGCGUCAUAUAUCGAAUCAGCUUGUGCAGCAUUUGGUGGAUCUGACACCGCGUAUCAAGGUGACAAUUGCUCGUCUGCAUCCGACCACUUCUCUUACUUUUAUCACAGGCCCUGAAGGGGUUGUUAUACACCAGCUAAUACCCCUAGUGGGUGGUGCCUUUCGUCGACUCAAACUUCAUUCCAUUGUAGCCCCCGGCUUCCAAGAUAUUAAACGUCGCUUCAUAAUCUCCAUCGAGGCUCUGAAAUCUCGUGCGGCCAGGGGCUCCGUGCCAGAAGCCACUCCCGACGAACUCGAUGCUGCUAUCGUGACCGGGGGAUCCAACUGGAACAAGGUGAUCGCUACUAUUCUUCAUGGAACAAGGUCACCGCCCAGGGGCAGUGCACUUUCGCCAGCGAACAUUUACUCCAACCUUACUUUGGGAUUUGGAUGGUUUGUUGGCUCAUCAAAAGCGCAGGAUGAACCCGACCCGUUUAUUAGAGCCCUCCUUCGCGAGGCACCACCGAUGAGUGAUUCUGUAUUCAUCCAACACAUCAGCGACAGUGAUUAUAGCCGUACGCUCCAUGACGCCGUGACCAAGGUUCGCAAUCAGGCACUAGAGUGGCUUUUGGGCGUGUUGGCCUCCUGGUCUCAGGACCUAGCUAAGUCGGAGUCGGAGAUAUAUUACAGACGUUGGAGAACUGAAUUGGAAGCAAAAAAUCGAGUCAAGUCCCAAGAACAAAAAAAUCAGCAUCUAUCGCAACUGAAAGCUCGAAUAAACCAUGCAAAGACUGCCAACUGUGCAUCCACAACAUCGUUCCUGAUAGCAGUUACUACAGAUACAGCGGUACGUAAAACGAAGAGUUUCAUAUUCACUGUCUCGGAGCUGAAAGACGAGCCUGCCCAUUUCAUGUACACGUUACAACCACUUGGAUUAAUGUCUGAAGACGUCCAACGUCUUACUAUGGAUGCUUCGAUUGUGCCGCGCCUCCAUAUAGGAGCGCACUCCAUCCAGUUCGCCAUACCGGCUACGUCAAGAUUGUGGCAUAUUCAGCUUCUGGAGCGCUCAAAAUGUCUAGUAGUCGUGGAGGACUCCCUAGACCGCAAAAUCUGUAUCUAUCUUGACGACGAUGUUCAAAUACCCGUCAUGUUAGGUUCUCGAAGGCCCAAGAAAGAGUUUUCUUCUGAACGAAUGGGAAAGGAUUUCUUGUUUUCUGUUAAUGAGCCAAGAAGAUCAGUGGCACUAUUGGAUGCCAAGUAUCGCCUCCACGUUUAUGCGAUCGACGAGUCAUACACGAGUCUCAAUUUGCGUGGCUCUCCGGUUGACCUUGGACGAUUACGGAUGGGCUCCGAUGCUGAGACCAAAUUUUCGAAAAUGUGUUUCAUAAGUAGUUUGGAUGAAAUACUCCUUAUCGAGAGCUCAGGACACGCGAGGAUAUAUUCUGUCGUGCAGGAACAGUUCAAACCGGCAUUUCUGAAAUUGGAAUCACCUCCGACAGGCGUCUGUUCUAGUCCGGAUGGCUCGUGUCUGUUUAUUACAGCACCAAAUAGUUCGAACGUGGUGCAAACCGUAUCUUAUCAUACGGCAUCAUUUGGCUGUAAACCCCAAGGAAUUCUACUUCAACUCCCUCAGGCCUUUGCAUCGGUUCCGACGACAAUCACAUCAUUUGUCGCACGAAGGAACGCUUACCUAAUGGCGAUCGAGGAUGACUCACGACAGCUUAGUGGAGUCCGAUUAGAGAUCACCAACAAGGCUAGCGAGUUCACUUUCCGUGCCCAUGGAGAAGCUAGGGCUGGUUCAAAAGGAGAAUCAACUUGCAAUUCACUCAUUGACUGUCAUUCCGAAGUAUGGACCAAGUUCCCUGUUGCAUCUACGAUAAGGAGAAGCCUUUCAUCGACGGCUCGUCACUCGCCUUCUCUCACCUUUACUGCAGGGGAUCACCCGAUUCCCAUUGCUCGACUACGAUCUUACUUUUUACGGAUGAUCCGGUCAUUCGAGCAUAAAACGCGAAAGCCAACGGACGGCAGAUUAGGUUCCAUUGACAUUCAGCACAGCACAAGCUCAUCCUUGCGCCAGUCCAUUUCUUCGGAAAUCACUACAUAUUUCACCGGAAGGUGGAUUGUCGACCUCAUAUGCUUAAUACCGAUUCACAUAGCCGUUGUCACGUCGAACCGUUUCACGCCACUCAAGGACGGCAUCUCAUCCCCUGAGUUUGAGCAGCAGCUGCUGGGUGCCGAUAUAUUAACGAUUGCUGAUAGUAUCUCCAUCGGAUGGUAUGAGAGUAUGUUUGGGUCCUACAUGGCUUCGAAGCCUGUAAAAGUCGUCUCUUCUAUGGGCGAGCAAUCCGUGGGGAAGAGUUAUGCCCUGAAUCACUUUGUGGAUACGUCAUUCGCUGGAUCUGCAAUGAGGUGCACAGAGGGCGUGUGGUUGUCCGUGACGCCAACCGAUGCAGAUUUGAUCGUAAGUCUUGAUUUCGAAGGAAUACAUUCCAUCGAAAGGACGUCGCAGGAGGACAUGCUAUUAGUCUUGUUUAAUGUGGCGCUUUCCAACUUGGUGUUGUUCCGGAAUAAUUUUGCUCUCUCGCGGGAUGUUGCUGGUAUGUUCAGCUUUCAAUCAUCUGCGGCGCAGUUUGAACCGUCUGCAAACCCCGAACUCUUCCGGUCGACUUUGGCAAUUAUAAUCAAAGAUGUUGUCGAAUCCGAUACGAAAGAAGUUGUCCAAGAGUUCCGGUUGAAGUUCCAGAAAAUGGUUCAAGAAGAGAAAGAAGGGAAUUUCAUUUCUAGGUUGCACCGUGGCACAGUUGAUAUUCUUCCAUGGCCUGUUAUUCAGUCUUCGAUGUUUUAUACCUUGAUGAACAAGCUGAAGAAACGUCUAGAUGCCCAAGAUCCAUCUCAUGGAACUGCGUCCGUAUUCCUGGAACGGAUGAAGUUCUUAAUGGCAAAGUUAAAGGCGAGCGAUUGGGGAGCCCUUGAUCAUGCCCUCGCUUCGCACCGCGCGCAGCUUCUUCAAAAUCUUUUGCCAUCCGCCCUCGCAUAUGGUGUCACGGAGUAUGGGAAUGAGGGAAGCUAUCUCAAGAACUUGGAUACCGAUGAAGCAAUCCAACCUGAAACGUCCUCCAGAAACCACCUUUUCCUCAAAUCAGUCAUGAAGGAACCCAAGAUCAGAGAUGAACUUUUGGUUAAAGUGCAGCAACGGUGUAUCGCUACCAUCUCUGGCACACGCCAGAACAUGCUGGAUUUGGAAUGGUUUUCGUCGCUUGCGAUGGCCUUGCACCAAGAAGCAAAGCAACGGAUUGAGUAUGUCGAGAAAUGGAUCUACUCAAACACAACCAGGUUCCCUCCUGAACAAACAGAUAUUCAACUGCUUCGUCGCUGUUUCAGUCAACUUUCCCUGGAACUUAUUGAAGGCGUAGAUAUGUGCGGAGUCAAAUGCCAAAAUUGCAACCUCAAGUGCAUCCUAUCCAAGUACCACAUGAAUGACCACGAUUGCACCACUGACCACUGCUGUGCCUUGAAGUGUGAUGAAUGCGGCUCCAAGCCCCAGGAGAAAUUAUGCGGCAUGAUAGCUGGUCACGAUGGGAACCAUAUAUGUGACUUGACUCGGCAUGUGUGCGGCAGGCCCUGCUACCUGAAAAAUAAGAGAGGAUGUCUACGGGCUUGUACAAAAGCAACUGACGAUGCGAUCCACCUAUGCUCUGCUCGCACCCACUCCUGCGGCAAGCCUUGUCGUCUCAGUUUGAUUGAGCAAGAUGGCGCGCCCUUAUGCAUGAAGCCGUGUGCAAUUGAUUGCCGCGAUUCCCACGAUACACACGAGUGUGAAAAUAGGCUGACAUGUCCAGCUAAAUGCCGAUUGUGCAGUCGACUGUGUUCCAUUACAUCACACUCUCACCCACUUCAGCACGGUGCAAUCCACCUCUGCGGGCAAGAACAUCAUUGCAAAGAGCCUUGCGGAUCACGGGGAAUAUGUAGAAUAGACUCUGCUCCCCGCUCUAUCGAGACUACAUUCGUCGGCCGCAACGAGACUUUCCAAUACACGAAGUACACCCAAGUCGCGAACAAGCUCCCAUGUGUUGUAGGUAUCCCCCCGAAUAAAUUGAAGCAUGAUGGGGCGCACGCGCAUACGACCAAUCCGGUUGCGUUCCAUUUUUGUGAAACUCGUUGCCCCUUUUGCCUUUAUUUCUGUAACCUCGCUAUCAAUCAUCAUGGGUUGCAUAGCACUACGCAUGGUAACAUGGAACAGACCUCUUGGAGUUUUGAGGGAGAUGAUUCUACCACUCGAGAGAUUGCAGGCCGAAAGUUCAGCACAGGUGACUCUGGUGCGCCGAUGUACUGCAACAUGUUCUGCAAGGAGCUGGGUCGGCACGUACACAUUGACUUCUGUCGUGCCCCUGAAGGCGAACAUUGUGCUGACGAUACAGUGGAGCAUAUCACCACAAGAAUGAAUCCGAAACCUAGCAGGGCUAAGGACUGGGUUACACAUGCUUCUUAUUGGGCACGAACAGAUCCUUAUUCUCAGGAUCUCCAAGAUGAUUUCUCCAGGUGUGAUUCAGAAUGCAAUGGUGACGAACACAAGGCCACCGGGAAUAUAAAGGCACAACGUUCUUUUUGUACCCUUUCUAUGUUCCAUAAGCCCAUUUCUCCAAAUACUCAGAGUACUACGGGAUAUAUCUCUCGGGACGGUCAUUCCUUCGAUUGCGAGAACCCGGGACUCCACCACACCCCUUACCAUGUGAUAUUCGUGUUGGACCGAUCGAGUUCCAUGAGCCAUCAGGACCGACUUCCACUUGCGGGACAGGCAGCGACUCGCCAGAUCACCCAUUCCAACAAUAAUAGAUAUGGCGCCGUGCUAUCUGCUGUUUACAGUUUCUGGACGGCUCGCGCGAGUGCCUCACCGGACGGUAUUCGGCGCGAUACAUAUUCAGUAGUCGUAUUUGACUCAACCGCUGUUACAGUGAUUGCCAACGAUCUCACGCGAGAUGCUGAUGCGCUUCUGGUACCUCUCCUGAAUGUUAGGCUGGGUAGAGGAACAGACUUCGGUGCUGCCAUCAGAGAAGCCCAGAGUGUCAUGGAAGACAAUUGGAGUGUGGACAGAAUUCCAUGCGUUAUCUUCCUGUCUGACGGCGAAGCCCACUCACCGUUGCAAGACCUUCGCGAGAUCUGUGAUAGGGCUGUUUGGUUGGGGUCACCCUUGUCAUUCUUCACUGUUUCGUUUGCAGCUAGAUCCUACUCUCCUGUUCUUGAUUCCAUGACGACCCUUGCAACAAAUAUUUACAGGAGAGCAUCACCAGGAGCAUCGCGCGAUACCCCGUGUGAUACCCCGUGUGGAUCAUAUUAUGCUAAUGAUUCGAUUCAACUGGCACAAAUGUUCCUUAGUAUUGCUGAUUCGAUGCGUCAGACUCGGGGCGCGCUUGUGCGAAAGUAA